Molecule: messenger RNA, 330 nt
Organism: Pseudoliparis swirei
Lineage: Eukaryota; Metazoa; Chordata; Actinopteri; Perciformes; Liparidae
Exons: 2
Coding region: 1-330 (109 amino acids)
Biological process (GO): digestion
Cellular component (GO): extracellular region; axon
Molecular function (GO): neuropeptide hormone activity
Source: RefSeq, a predicted model, not a curated record
AUGUCGAUGAAGGUGUUUGUGGCGUUAGCGCUGCUGGUUUUGCUGCUACCGCCACCUGCAGCCGGAGAAGCUGAGAAGACUCCUCUCCUCCGGCAGCUUCUGGCCAACAGGGAGGCCGCGAGAAGCUCGGCGGCGGGCAGGUGGGAGCCGUCGCCGCCGCCUCAGGUUCCCUCGGCGCGGACGGAGAGACGAGCACGCCUAUCGGAGGAUGAGCGGGAGAUUAUGACCAAGCAAAUUAUGCAAGCAAUCUCAGAGGUCAUGAACUCUGAGUGCAUGGCGGAUCGGGACUACCAGGGCUGGGUGGACUUUGGACGCCGCGACGCAGAAUGA